CUGCCGGUGUGCUGGUGCUUCGCCCGAGACUCUGCGCCCAGGCGUGCCGCCCCAGGAACCGCGAGAAGGUCACCGCAGCCCGCCGCCUAUCCAUCCAUCCAUCCAUCCAUCCAUCCAUCCAUCCAUCCAUCCAUCCAUCCAUCCAUUUUUCUAUCCGUCUGUCCAUCCCUCGCGCUGCGCUCGCUCCCCAGUCGCCCCAGCCACCCAGCGCCAUGAAUCAGAUAGAGCCCGGCGUGCAGUACAACUAUGUCUACGACGAAGAUGAGUACAUGAUCCAGGAGGAGGAGUGGGACCGCGACCUGCUCCUCGACCCGGCCUGGGAGAAGCAGCAGAGGAAGACUUUCACUGCCUGGUGCAACUCGCACCUGCGCAAAGCCGGCACCCAGAUCGAGAACAUAGAGGAGGAUUUCAGGAAUGGCCUCAAGCUCAUGCUGCUUCUGGAAGUCAUCUCGGGGGAAAGGCUUCCCAAACCUGACCGGGGCAAAAUGCGGUUCCACAAGAUUGCGAAUGUCAACAAGGCUUUGGAUUACAUAGCCAGCAAGGGAGUGAAACUGGUAUCUAUUGGGGCUGAAGAAAUCGUCGAUGGCAAUGUGAAGAUGACCCUGGGUAUGAUCUGGACCAUCAUCCUCCGCUUCGCCAUUCAGGACAUCUCAGUGGAAGAAACAUCUGCCAAAGAGGGCCUGCUGCUGUGGUGUCAGAGGAAGACAGCGCCAUACCGAAACGUGAACAUCCAGAACUUCCACACCAGCUGGAAAGAUGGCCUUGGACUCUGUGCCCUCAUCCACAGACACCGGCCUGACCUCAUCGACUACUCAAAGCUUAACAAGGAUGACCCCAUAGGAAACAUUAACCUGGCCAUGGAAAUAGCAGAGAAGCACUUGGAUAUCCCUAAAAUGUUGGAUGCUGAAGACAUUGUCAACACUCCCAAACCCGAUGAAAGAGCCAUCAUGACUUACGUUUCCUGCUUCUACCAUGCUUUCGCGGGAGCGGAGCAGGCCGAGACGGCAGCUAACAGGAUAUGUAAGGUUCUUGCUGUGAAUCAAGAGAAUGAGAGGCUGAUGGAAGAAUAUGAGAGGCUAGCGAGUGAGCUCUUGGAAUGGAUUCGGCGCACAAUCCCCUGGCUGGAGAACAGGACACCGGAGAAGACCAUGCAGGCCAUGCAGAAGAAGCUGGAGGACUUCCGGGACUAUCGUCGUAAGCACAAGCCCCCCAAGGUGCAGGAGAAGUGUCAGCUGGAGAUCAACUUCAACACCCUGCAGACCAAGCUGCGGAUCAGCAACCGGCCGGCCUUCAUGCCCUCCGAGGGCAAGAUGGUGUCGGACAUUGCUGGUGCCUGGCAGAGAUUGGAGCAGGCCGAGAAGGGCUAUGAGGAAUGGCUAUUGAAUGAGAUUCGAAGACUGGAGCGCUUGGAGCACUUGGCUGAGAAGUUCAGGCAGAAGGCCUCCACGCAUGAGACCUGGGCUUACGGUAAGGGCGUGAGAAUCCAGUUCAGCUUUUACAGCAUCUGGGUUGUGGAUAAAGAUGCUUUCUGCCAAGCCUGUACCCUGAGUUUGAACCAACUCCUGCAGAUUGUCCUUCAUCUUCCAUAGACACAAGGUGGCAUGCACAUGCCCCUCAACACAUGCACACAUCCACGCACCAUAUGUGUAUAUAAAUAAACAAAUGU
Rattus rattus (black rat) is the source of this 1666-nucleotide messenger RNA. Its product is annotated as alpha-actinin-2. The coding region runs from base 213 to 1589 and encodes 458 amino acids. Gene Ontology annotation, cellular component: plasma membrane; cortical actin cytoskeleton; cell junction. Gene Ontology annotation, biological process: actin cytoskeleton organization; muscle cell development. Gene Ontology annotation, molecular function: actin filament binding. Lineage: Eukaryota; Metazoa; Chordata; Mammalia; Rodentia; Muridae. The record is from RefSeq and is a predicted model, not a curated record. The transcript has 11 exons.